Etheostoma cragini (Arkansas darter) is the source of this 1909-nucleotide messenger RNA. Its product is annotated as interferon-induced protein with tetratricopeptide repeats 1-like. Lineage: Eukaryota; Metazoa; Chordata; Actinopteri; Perciformes; Percidae. The annotation marks the transcript as partial. Gene Ontology annotation, molecular function: protein binding. The record is from RefSeq and is a predicted model, not a curated record. The transcript has a single exon. Gene Ontology annotation, biological process: defense response to virus. Gene Ontology annotation, cellular component: cytosol.
CAUUUGUUAUUGUUAAUAUCCAUCAGUGAUGCUCGGACCCAAGCAACACUGGAGUCCAAACUGGAGGCCCUGCAGUGCCAUUUCACUUGGAAUCUGGACCCAGGAACAACUAAACUCUUCCGUCUCAGGGACCAGCUGAAGGACAUCGGCACAGAGGAGGGAUACAGCUGGCUGGGUCACAUUUACAACCUGCAAGGGUUCAUUCACUACCAGCUGGGGUUCACCGAUGAUGCCCUGCGUUUCUUCAGCAGAGCAGCAGAGGCCUUCCGCCAGAUGAGAAACACCGUCUCAGACGAGGGUCCCUGGUUGGUGGUGAACCACGGCAACCUGGCGUGGCUGCACCACCACCUGGGAGACCAAGCAGAGAGUCGGGCUUACCUGUCGAAGGCUGACGACUUGACGAAUGAAUACCCGUCUCCGUCCCAGGACCAGCUCCAUCCAGAGAUCUACGCAGAAAAAGCCUGGACCCUGAUGAAGUUUGGCACAGAAAAAAAGCUUCUGGCUGCAGAUUACUUCCAGAGAGCCAUCAGGAUGCAGCCGGACAUGGUGGAGUGGCACAGCAGCCACGUCAUAGGGUUAGUGGAUACUUUUAAGCAUAGCAACAAAAAGUUGGGGGCUGACAUCUUGGAAAAAAUGAAAAUCGCCAAGGAACACGAUCCAGAGAACUUGUACCUCGCUGCUCUGUACCUUGAGGCACGUGCUACGAAGGGAAAGCAAAUUGAAAGUAAAGCACGUGAGUUGGCCAGCAGGGUUUUAAGAAAACCCAUUAGCAGCUAUAGUGGUAUCAAACCUUUACUUAGGCUGUACAGAAUGUAUGUAUCUCCUGAUGAGGCCAUUGAUUUGGCUGAGGAAGUUCUGGAAAGACAUCCAGAUGAGCGAUAUCUGAAAAGAUGUGCAGCAAUCUGCUACAAAAAGAGGAUCUUUUUCCACAAAGACAAUCCCCUGGAGCACAGCAUGAUCCACAGAGCCAUAAAUCUCUAUGAGGAAGUGAUUCCUCUUUACCCUCUUUCUUCACUCAAGAGAAAAAUAUCUCUUGCAAACAUAUACGCAGAGUCGAAACACCGCGCUAAAGCUGACCAGAUAUACGAGGAACUGCUGGCGAGUGAUCUGGAUGCUGAAGGGGCACAGAUGCUGUACAACUACUACGCCAAAUAUGUACAUUGCAUCCGAAAAGAGAGCUACAAGUCGAUAGAAUAUCACAUGAUGGCGGCGGCGGUCCCGCAAGAAUCUUCCUAUCGUAAUCACAGCAUCCGAACUCUGGAGAGGAUCAGAGAAAGAAACAGAAACCGAAUGUGUGGAGAAAUACGUGAGUUUCUGAAUAACCUGAAAGACUAAUGCUGCUUUUCCAAUGCAUGGUACGGCUCAACUUAACUCGCUAUUUUUUGGGGUUUUCCAUUCACAAAGGUUUGAGAUUGUAGCCUUGCAGGUACGUAUUUGGUAGAACAUUGGUCGAGGUUCCAAGCGAGCUGAGCCAACACUAGAAGAGUUGGAGACCAUUGGUUGGUUAGAGAGAAUCGUCACUAGCGCGACAUGGUAUCUCCUGCACAGACCCACCUUUUCCAAGCUAUUGUCAAUAGAGACCGCAAUUAGUUCCUUCACCCCGCUCAGCUUUUACAAAGUGACAGCCUAAAACAUUACACUGUUCAAUGCAAAUUUUGAUGCUACUUAAACGCCUGUGCUGCUCUACAGUCUAGUGCUCCGAAACGGACGUUAUAAGAAGCCAAAGCUGCUUGUGUAACUAGCCAACAUCACACGUGGCAGUAGGUAACAUUAGCCUACUGUUAGCUAGUAGCUACCUACAACACUGUCAAAAUGCUGACAGCUCAACGGUCUAACGUGUGCUGUAUUUCAGUGGAGUAUUCCAAGGGUUCAACAACCUGCAGCUGAAGACACAGAGGAGACUAGCUGC